This is a messenger RNA of Hemicordylus capensis (graceful crag lizard), 2483 nucleotides long. RefSeq names its product G protein subunit alpha i3 (gene GNAI3). Gene Ontology annotation, biological process: adenylate cyclase-modulating G protein-coupled receptor signaling pathway. Gene Ontology annotation, molecular function: GTPase activity; G protein-coupled receptor binding; G-protein beta/gamma-subunit complex binding. The record is from RefSeq and is a predicted model, not a curated record. Gene Ontology annotation, cellular component: heterotrimeric G-protein complex. Lineage: Eukaryota; Metazoa; Chordata; Lepidosauria; Squamata; Cordylidae. The transcript is spliced from 9 exons. The coding region runs from base 112 to 1176 and encodes 354 amino acids.
CCUGCUCCCCCCCUCCCCUCCCCGUCUCGACUCUGCUGCGGCCGUUGAGGAGAGCGAGAGGUGCCGCCGCCGCCGCCGCCGCCGCCUCCUUUGCCCGGUUCUGUCGCCGCCAUGGGCUGCACGCUGAGCGCCGAGGACAAGGCGGCGGCUGAACGGAGCCGCAUGAUAGACCGCAACCUGCGCGAGGACGGCGAGAAAGCGGCCAAGGAAGUGAAGCUGCUCCUGCUCGGUGCUGGAGAAUCUGGUAAAAGUACCAUAGUGAAGCAAAUGAAAAUCAUUCAUGAGGAUGGCUAUUCAGAGGAAGAAUGCAAGCAAUAUAAAGUGGUUGUCUACAGCAAUACUAUCCAAUCUAUCAUUGCAAUAAUCAGAGCAAUGGGAAGACUAAAGAUAGACUUUGGGGAAGUUGCCAGAGCAGAUGAUGCCCGACAAUUGUUUGUACUAGCUGGAAGUGCAGAGGAGGGAGUCAUGACUCCUGAGCUAGCCGGUGUGAUUAAGCGGUUAUGGAGAGAUCCUGGGGUUCAAGCAUGCUUCAGUAGAUCAAGAGAAUAUCAACUAAAUGAUUCUGCAUCCUACUACCUUAAUGACCUGGACAGAAUAUCCCAACAGAGCUAUAUUCCAACUCAGCAGGAUGUUCUACGGACCAGAGUGAAAACAACAGGCAUUGUAGAAACACACUUCACCUUCAAGGACUUGUACUUCAAGAUGUUUGAUGUUGGUGGUCAGCGUUCAGAACGUAAGAAAUGGAUCCACUGCUUUGAAGGGGUGACAGCAAUUAUAUUCUGCGUAGCUCUCAGUGAUUAUGACCUUGUUCUUGCUGAGGAUGAAGAAAUGAAUCGUAUGCAUGAGAGUAUGAAACUCUUCGACAGCAUUUGUAACAACAAGUGGUUCACAGAUACGUCAAUCAUUCUUUUCUUGAACAAGAAAGAUCUGUUUGAGGAAAAGAUAAGGAGGAGCCCACUAACUAUUUGCUACCCGGAAUACACAGGUUCUAACACAUAUGAGGAGGCAGCUGCAUACAUACAGUGCCAGUUUGAAGAUCUGAAUCGAAGAAAAGACACCAAGGAAAUCUACACCCAUUUCACGUGUGCCACUGACACCAAGAAUGUGCAGUUUGUGUUUGAUGCUGUUACAGAUGUUAUAAUUAAAAACAACCUGAAGGAAUGUGGACUCUACUAAAAGAAGAGGAUGAUAAUGAAAGGAUAUAGCAUUUUAAGAACUGGACUGUUUAUUUGCUGCCUUGUGGGACAGCUGCAAGCAUGAACAGGACCGGAGAAUGAAAACAGCAUGCAAAAUCCUUGCAUUCUUUAGCACAAUCUUCUGUACUAGGGACCUUUUUAUUGAUAUGGGAUGCUGAAGUUAGACUCCAAAAAAUGGAACUACUGUUAAGUGUGAUUUUUUUAAUCAUCUAGGCAUCACUUGGAUUGCAUAGUCUCAAAUGUGUACAGCUGUUGUGAAGCUGAGAUCCUAGAUCCCAAAACUUCAAUAUGUAGCUUUCUUUCUUUUAUAAGCCACCACUACUCUGUGUUUAAGGUUUUUCAGUGAAAAGUAUAUCUUAACUAAAUUCUAUUUCUUUAUUUGCAAACAAAAUCUUGUUUUUAAAACAAAAACAAAACAAAACACUUAACUAUGCACAUGAUGUGACCAGAUCACGCAGGAAGUAUUCCUCUUAGCAGGAACCUUUUGUUUUUAACACUUGGUAUGGUCGGAACUUGUUAUUGCAACUACUUUAAGAGCCUUAGAAUUCUUGUGGCUAAAGCUAUGGCUUCUUCUGAUGUAUAAUUUGUUAUCAUCUUACUACAUAUACAGUGUAAGGCUUCUUCUCUUCUCUCCCCACUGUCCCAAUCAGUUUCCUGCAGCAAGGUAACAGGUUUUGUCUGGCUUAUGGGUUGAGGAGGUUUAGUCUGGGUUAUGCUGAUUACCAGAUCACUAAGAGUGUGACUUGUGUAGCAUUGGGAGUCUGCUUCUUAUAUAAAAUGCCUGAAGCAGCUUCCAGUUACAAAGGUGGAUUGAAAAUUCCGCAUUGGAGGAGAGUGUGCUGUUAUAAAGCUACUUAACCACUUAAUUGUUUGUGUUUGUGUUUGGUCUUAAACUAGUGGGGAGGUUUGUAGACAUGCAAUUCUUUCUGCAUUUACCAGGGCUUUUUAUCUUCAAAGAUUUCUAAAAUGUAUCAACAGCAUGCCUUUAUUUUGUAAAUGUGGUGCCAAGUUCCUGUUUGCCAUUGUUUUUACUGUAGUGGUGUUAUUGACGAGAGUCAGUACAUUUCUUUGCUGAAAUCAUUACAUUGAGACUCUUCCCAAUUUGUCAUGUACAGUUUCAACCUGGUGUAGUUAUUGGCAAUAUUAAAAUGGUGAGAUGAAAAUCUUAAAUGUUCCUAACUUUAUUGGAGCCAUUUCUAGAAAUGUAUCCCAUUAUACUCAUCAACUUUGUCACUCUCUCUUAAUUGCAUUUCCAAUUUCUGCAAAUAAAAGUUUUAGUUAGAUGGA